UUUGAUUAUUACUUGGCAACAGCGGAACGUUAGCGUCAUUGAUCGUUGUUAGGUUACAUGUGUUAGUUGCAAAAUGUCGAAACUAUCUCCAACUGAUGCUCGGGCGAUUGGAGAAGCUAGGGAAUCAUGGUGUGCCGUAGAAAUGAAAAAGGAACAGAGCUGGUGUCGAACAGAAAGAAAGCAUCAUGGGGAUCAAUUUACAAGCACAGCAUUUGAUGAACACAAACCUGGAUAUCAGCCACGUUGUACAUUUGAGAUAAAUGCACCUACACACAGAGAAAGAAAACAUUACAGGGAACAAAACAAAAGUGUGCUACAGAUAUAGAGAAGAAUGAACGAGAAAGAGACAAACGAAUGACAUCAAAAAAAUAAUCAAAAGAAGAAAACAUUUCAUUUAUCAGUAUUAUAAAUACUUUAAGCUAUUGCUCAUUUUAUUCGAUAUAUAUUGUUUUUACAUCUUUGCUUUUGCACAUGUAUUCAUAUACACCUUUCAGUAUUACAUUGUAUUCAUACGCUCAAGUGCAAUAAGAUGCACUCUUACAUGUGUCUAGUAUUAAAACUGAAUUAUAAAAUUUAA
Molecule: messenger RNA, 577 nt
Organism: Mytilus trossulus (common blue mussel)
Lineage: Eukaryota; Metazoa; Mollusca; Bivalvia; Mytilida; Mytilidae
Product: protein SPATA45 homolog
Exons: 2
Coding region: 74-325 (83 amino acids)
Source: RefSeq, a predicted model, not a curated record